Dermacentor albipictus is the source of this 842-nucleotide messenger RNA. RefSeq lists its product as uncharacterized. Lineage: Eukaryota; Metazoa; Arthropoda; Arachnida; Ixodida; Ixodidae. The record is from RefSeq and is a predicted model, not a curated record.
GGAGAAUAUGUUGAUGGAGAAACGACUACCAGCGAUCGACCUAUGCACCCAGGCUACGUGCGAAAGGAUCUGAGUGGUCUUGUGUGUCACACGGACAUUUAUGACUUCCUGGAAUCUGCCAUACCGGACAGCUGUGACUUCGGCAUGGUCGACGUGCCGAUAUCAUUGCCUCAGCCACACCCCCUCUUCUCUAACAUGGCGACCAUCGAAAUCGAUCCAGUUUCGUACGAAACGGACAUAGUGCAGCACAUGGGGAGCGCUUCGAGCAAGGCACUCCUAUUGGCGGUCGAGAGGCGCGUUUUGCGAAGCAGCCGACUUCAGCCGAACGCCGUGGCAAGGGGCCUGGUCCACAAAGUGGUCGAUAUGAACGCGCACGGCAUCGCGCUCUCGGACGGACGUAUUUCGGAAGCCGACACCAGGGCCGUCGCUCAAGAUGCCCAGGUUCUCUCAGAGGAAAUUCAUUCGUAUCACGGUCUCAUCAGAUACGACACGUUCCUCGGAAACCGUUCUGCAUUGAGAUCAUUGAUGCUAGACGUUAUAAGGUGCGCUUGAUUCUGCAGCAGCUCAGGCGGGCCGGGACGUCGCCUGUAGCAUUCAUUCUCGAAGGUUACGACAAGGAAGCACAACAAGCGGUAACCUACUACGACCAGAAAAAAGACGUGAUAUGCGCUGCCACGCCAUUCGGCUUCACUGCUGGAGUGAAAGCCGAACUUGCGAACUUGUGAUACGGGCCCCUCGUGUCGCCACCGCGUGGCUUGAAGAUAACCUCACUCGAGCGUUCGUUGUUUUCUAAUUUAUUUAUUUUAUAGUUGUUUUAUAUAUAAUAAGUGAGUACGGCGUCA